CGGUAAUACAGUAUGCGUCACGUCACCUUUCCAUCAUUUUGGGGCGAAUUUCAGCGUGGUCGGUUCAAUCUAUUUCCAUCUGCUUUUCGAAGUCUCCUUUUCUUCAAAAAAAGAAGCGUAAAUAGUUGAUUAGUAAAGAUGGUUCAACGAAAAAUUAAAGGAAAGAAGGGAAAAAAGAAGAUUGCCGCAGCACCUUUAGCUGCUAAAAAGGCAGAACAGAAGAAAGUCGUCAAUCCUCUGUUUGAGAAAAAUCCACGCAACUUUGGGAUUGGUCAGCAUAUUCAACCAAAACGUGAUUUAAGUCGUUUUGUACGUUGGCCGAAAUACAUUCGUCUCCAGAGACAAAAGGCUGUGUUAUAUCAACGAUUGAAAGUUCCUCCACCUAUAAAUCAAUUUACUCAAACCCUUGACAGACCUACAGCUACACAACUUUUUAAAUUGCUUGAUAAGUAUCGUCCAGAAACAAAACAAGCUAAGAAAGCAAGGUUGAUGGCAAGAGCAGAGGAAAGAGCAAAGGGUAAAGAUGAUAAACCUACCAAGAGACCUGCUGUUGUACGUCAAGGAUGCAACACAGUCACUUCUCUCAUUGAACAGAAAAAAGCUCAAUUAGUUAUUAUAGCUAAUGAUGUAGAUCCAAUUGAGCUUGUGCUAUACAUGCCUUCGCUCUGCCGUAAAAUGGGUAUUCCAUAUUGUAUUAUAAAGAAUAAAUCUAGACUAGGACGUGUUGUGAGAAGAAAAACUUGUUCCUGUUUGGCACUUACUCAUAUCAAUUCUGAGGACAAAGGAUCACUGAACAAACUGGUAGAAGCAAUCAGGACAAAUUUCAAUGAUAGAUAUGAUGAGAUUCGUCGACAUUGGGGCGGUGGAAUCUUGGGAUCCAAAUCUGCUGCUCGAAUUGCCAAGUUGGAGAAGGCUAGAGCUAAAGAGCUUGCUCAGAAAGUAGGCUAAAUGCUGUAAUAAAAAGAAAAUAAAUAUUGUCAAAUGAAAAC
Messenger RNA from Centruroides sculpturatus (bark scorpion), 989 nucleotides. It is a transcript of the gene RpL7A, whose product is annotated as 60S ribosomal protein L7a-like. Lineage: Eukaryota; Metazoa; Arthropoda; Arachnida; Scorpiones; Buthidae. Bases 139 to 948 code for a protein of 269 amino acids. The record is from RefSeq and is a predicted model, not a curated record. Gene Ontology annotation, cellular component: ribonucleoprotein complex. Gene Ontology annotation, biological process: ribosome biogenesis. The transcript is spliced from 7 exons.